Molecule: messenger RNA, 4096 nt
Organism: Linum trigynum
Lineage: Eukaryota; Viridiplantae; Streptophyta; Magnoliopsida; Malpighiales; Linaceae
Source: the annotation of a GenBank genome assembly
CAAAAUAAAUUCAAAUAUUACAAAAUAGUCUAAGAAACAUAAAAAAUGCCGUUGCUGCCGGAAAACUCUGCCCCCCCCCCCCCCCCACAAGGACAAAACCCCCCGCCAUAAAAUUGCCCACUUAAUUCCCCAAUGGAAGUAAAAAGGGACGCCGGCCGAAAAGGUAACUGGCGCCGGCGAGGAAGAGACAGCAACUGGCGCCGGCGAGGAAGACGUCGGCAAGGGAAGCCGGGAUUUUAUCCUAACGGACAGGGAAGGUGCGUGGGAAAGAAUUAUUUUUAAUUAAUAAAUUAAAUAAUAUUGUUAUUACUAUAUUAUCCUUCAUUUUGGAUUAAUCUGAACCAUUAAAUUAUAAUCCUCCAAUAAUAUAUAGUAGAGUUUUGUGAACUUUUCUCCAUUUCAAAUUUCCUGAAACGAGAGUGAAAGUAGGAAGGACAUUUUUGUAUUUAUAAUUAAUUAUUUAUCUCAUAUAAAAAAUAUCAAUAUGAGGAUUCGAACCCGGGUCUCUUAAAACAAAAACAACAAUCACAAUCAAUUACACUAAACAAAUUUGUUGUAUCUUUUUUAGUACAAAAUAUACACAAAGUUAAACUCUGGAAAUUGUAUGAAUUUGCCAUCAUGAUUACCAAGCCCACUAAGUCUACCGUAUGUAUUUUUAUGGUGCUUGAUACUUCAGUUUUCAUAGUAGAUUUUCAUGUAAUUUUCUCAAAUUUAAAAUUUUUUCUGGCCUUAAUUUUUUGCUAAAGGUAGAUUGGUAAUUGGCUACCAUAGAAGAAACUAAUUAUGUUACUGUGUGUUGUGUCCUUGAAAUUUUUAAUUUAAAUUUAGUACUUUUUUAUCUUUGUUCUUAUCUCUUUUAGCUUCCUAUGAAAUUUCCUCCAUCGUGCAAUAGUUUGCGCCCUUUUCACUUCCCAAUACAAGGCCGCCUUUGAAAUCAAUCUUUUGAUAUCUCUUGGCACUACGAUUUUAUUAUUGGGGAUUUAAGCAAGGCAAGUAGAAGAUUUCAACUCCGAUAUCAAUCCAUGACGAAUAGAAUAGAGUUCAAUAAAUGGAGUUGUAGAAGAAGGAUUAGAGAUUGAAUUUUUUAUCGAAACAUAUGCCUCUUGAGAUAAAAAUUUGGUUGUACAACAGAGAGUGGUGACUAUUGGACCUUUAGGUUUAUGGUUUUUGCCGCUAGGUCGAUUUUUUAUUCAACCUACUAGAACUAAUAGAUAAGGAGUGUCUAAAUUUGUGUCUUAUUACUUCAAUCGAGUCUAUUAGCAUAUUGGAGGUAAUCCUAAUUUUAUCGUUUGCUCUCAAGUUUUAUUGGCCCCCUCUUAACUAAGUUGUUAGUAGUAUAGUUGACUUGAAUUAACAACUCUCCAUUUCUUUUUUAUUAGUGACAUAUUGUUCCCAAAAGGAGAGCACUGAACUCUUUAUGUAGGAUUGUGAGGUUUAAGGUUGUGUUUCAAACUAUCUAUGGCGUGUGAGAAUUCUAGUGGGCUUUUGUACUCUAUCUUUCUUGACAAUCAACUAACCCAUAGCAUUUUAAUUGGGGCUUAAUUAUCAUUACAAAAAUGAGAUCAAUGAUACAAUUUUAUAUUUUAUAUUCUUAUUUCUCUGAAAGUUCGACCUUUAUAUUCUUUCUUUAUGUAUCAUCUUGAUCGAAGAAUUGUCAAUAAAAUUAAACGGAUUGAUAGACUUAAAUGUAACAUAAAAAAUAUAAAUAAUCAAAUAUGAACAUUCCGGCCAACAGACCGGGUUAUAAGUAAGUAAGGUAGAAGAGUUGAGAUUCACUUAGUUAUAUGACUAAGAACCCCUCUAGUCAUCUGAUCUUACUCCUAAAAAUAACUAUAUUUAGGUCAGUUGUAGAGGUGUUCAAAUGGUUACCAUGGUUAUUACCAAACCAAAUAAGGCUAAAUUUCAUUAACCAUGAAAUACAAUAUCAUAACCAAACCGUCCAAACUAAUACAACAACCAAAUUAACCAAACUAAAGUUUAAUCGGUUUGGUUAAUUGGUUAACCAGAUUAACCAAUAUAAAAUCAUAUUAUCAUUAAGUGAGAAAAAUUUUGGUUAUUUUAUCAAUUAACAAUUUAUAUAAUGAAUAAAAUAUAACAAUGAACACAUAGUUAUAGUUGACCCUUAACAUAAAUACAUGCAACUAAGACAAUUAUCUUACGGUUAGUAUAGAAGUAUUCACCUAACAAAAAUUUAUCAAAAUGGUAUGGGUUAAUGAAUUGUUGUGUUUGUUUGAAUUGACUUAGUCUUUUAGCAAUUUUCAUAGGCUGAAAAUGACCUUGCUUUCAAGUUUCCAUCCAACGUAAUGUAUGUGAUUUAUCUAAAUUAGGUGUUCAUAUAUUGUGGUCUACACUCUACAUAUACAAAUAUACAUUAUAUGAACAAUAUCAAGCUUUAUAUUUUAUGAGUCUAAAAGGAUGAACAUUUAACUCUUGAGUGGUUAUUCAAAGUAUUAGUAUGUGUAUAUAUUUGAUAUAUGGCUAAUUUGGUUUGGCUGGUUAGGAGUGUCUGAAACCAAAUCAAACCACCUAAACCAAACAAGCUAAAAACUUUAACCAAACCAAUUAUCCAAAUUAAUCAAACCAAAUUAUCCAAAUAGUACUGGUUAAAAUGGUUACCAUGAUAACCACACCGUUUGAACACCUAGUCAGUUGGCAUUCAUACAAGUUUAGCGAUUUUGAACUUUUGAUAAUUAGUAGACAUUCAUAAAAGUAUACGUACAAAACUGUAUUUGUUUCGAGCUCCGUUUCAAAACGACAUAGUUUAUAGCUUAAACAAACACCUCAACUUCUCAAUUAUCGUUAUCCGCUUUCGCGCGAAACGGUUGGUCAAGAAGGGGGAAAACAGAGCAUGCGGCGGCCGCAGCUCAUAGAGAGCGCAGAACGGCAGUAAGCUUACAGAGCUUCAUCUCACUUCCCAAGUUCCAUUGAUGGCGGCUGCUCUCCUUCCUUCACCUCUUCUUCACCGAAAUCGCCAAAACCCAUCACCCACAUUGACUUCAUACGGCUUCUCCACCACCCCAACUAGGGGUCUUCUCAUUCGCUGCUCGGCCAAGAAGAAGAUAGGCUUCUUCGAUCAAAUCCUCGACUACAUCGAAGGAGGACCGAAAUUGAGGAAAUGGUAUGGGGCACCUGAACUCCUGCCAAAAGAUGGAUCGUCUGCGGCAGAAGAAGCCGAUGAUGCUGAAUUUGCAGACGAUGAGGUGAGAGAUGCAGUCCUAGUUGCCGAUGGUGAUUCUGAGCUUGGCCAGAUGGUGAUACUUCAACUGAUUGUCAAACGAGCACGAGUCAAGGCAUUGGUGAAGGAUAAGAGGGCUGCAAUGGAAGCUUUUGGGACUUAUGUUGAGUCCAUUGUGGGUGAUGUGAAUAGCAAGCCAUUUCUAAGGAAAGCUCUUCGUGAUGUUGGUGCCAUUAUAAGCCCCAAUGAGGGGUUCUUUGCCAGUUUUGAGAGCUUCAAAGGUAUAAAGCACAUAGUCCUUUUGUCUCAGUUGUCUGUUUAUAGUAGCAGCAGUGGCAUUCAAUCUCUGAUGACAAGCAAUGCAAGAAAACUGGCAGAGCAAGAUGAAUCAACUGUAAAAAACUCGGGAGUUCCUCACACCAUCAUCAGGGUUGGGGCCUUACAGAACACUUCCGGUGGAGCACAAGGUUUCAGCUUUGACAAGGGUUGUGCAGAGAAGGGAAGUCUGAGCAAAGAGGAUGCUGCAUUCAUUUGUGUGGAAGCUCUUCAAGUUAUCCCACAAGGAGGAGGAUUAGUCUUUGAGGUGGUUAAUGGAGGAGAGAAGGUAUCAGAUUGGAAAGAUUGUCUAACCAGAUUGCUGGAGGGAGGAGGGCAAUAGGGUCAAAGUAGAGAAACCAAAAACAGGCAUUUCUGAAAGGCUGAUCCUCUCCUGCCUGCGAGCAGUAUCUCUCUAUUUGAUUUGAUUUUGUUCAACCCAUAUAUAUAUAUAUAUAUAUAUAUAUGCUAUGAAGGAAGCAACCAAAGCAGGAAAUCAAAUUCCUCAUUCGUGAAGUUAAACUCCAACAACUGUGCUUAAAGCGAAAAAGGACACAUGGUCCUUGUUUCUUACUUCAUCAACUAAAACAAACUGAAGUCAUCACA